AUGCAGAUCGCCGAGCUGGUCACCAAAGCAACAUGGGUACAUCAAGCAAUUCUGCAGGAACACCACAUUUCAUCCAACCUGAGGGCUCACUGGUCAAAGUCAAGUCCAACGGAAGUCCCAGGAGUCCCGCCCGCUCGCCCACGUUCUCUGCUCGCCCCUCCCUCUAGCAGCACCACGUUUCCUGUCAAAACAAACGUUUGGGGGAGGGGACUGCUGGGACAGAACCCAGCUCUCGAGAAACCCGGCAACAAGACCCAAACACAGGCCGCGGCCCGGCCGGGCCCCACCGCGGGGCUCAGUCCCACUCCUCCAGGGCCGAGGAAUCGGGGACCCAGCCGCGCGGGGAGCCCAGAGCGUCUCGCGCCCGAGAGCACAGUCGUUGGCACGCACCCAAAGGGAUGUCAUCAGAGCCAAGCAGCCCCGGGAGAGCCUGGGCCACCCCCGCCACUAUGUCCUACUUCAGGCCUUGACUCGGAGGUCAAAUGUCCCGAAUGCGGAGGGCACAAGGAGCCCUCCCGCUACCCUGAGGAGACGCGGUCCCCUCAGAUCCCACGACCCCUCUCCUGGGAUGGGUACGCACCCCCGGAUCCCACGCAGAGGCUCGAGGAAGGCUUGGUGGCCGGGGUCGCGGGGCUCUGUGUAUUCCCCCCCUCACCCAGCGUCACAGACACAGGGAGACUGCAGUCUGUCAACUCUGGAGCCCUCUGGCAGCCCCACGCGAUAUUUAAAGGGACCAGAAGUACUCCCUGGGCGAUACCAUUCGGGAAGGAACCGGACGGGGACUAA
Grammomys surdaster is the source of this 786-nucleotide messenger RNA. Its product is annotated as MAPK-interacting and spindle-stabilizing protein-like. NCBI's taxonomy places the organism in Eukaryota, Metazoa, Chordata, Mammalia, Rodentia, Muridae. The record is from RefSeq and is a predicted model, not a curated record. The transcript is spliced from 2 exons. Bases 1 to 786 code for a protein of 261 amino acids.